Molecule: messenger RNA, 1875 nt
Organism: Asparagus officinalis (garden asparagus)
Lineage: Eukaryota; Viridiplantae; Streptophyta; Magnoliopsida; Asparagales; Asparagaceae
Product: WD repeat-containing protein 74
Exons: 12
Coding region: 88-1485 (465 amino acids)
Biological process (GO): ribosomal large subunit biogenesis
Cellular component (GO): nucleolus; preribosome, large subunit precursor
Molecular function (GO): protein binding
Source: RefSeq, a predicted model, not a curated record
GAUCUCGAAAAACCCCUCUCAAGUAAAACCCUUGCUCAUCCCUAAACCCUAAUCCUCUUCCUUCCUUCAUCAGCGCUGGGCUCAAAGAUGCCGAGAACGAGCACGGUUGAGAUCCCCGGUUGCCCGCCGCUGCGAGCCCUAACCACCGACGUCCUCGGCCUCGUCAAAGUUGUCGAAGCUCGAGGGAAGGCGGCGAUUCCCAAGGUCGUGGAGACGUGGGGCCCACCCGACGCUUCCCGCGGCAUCCUGGCUGCGUCCUUUGCCGAUGACCUGAAGCGACCGCUUAUAGCCGUUGCACGAAAAAAUAAUCUGGUUGAAAUUAUUAAUCCUUUGAAUGGACAUUCUCUUGCUGCAAUCAAAGUUAGCGAAUCUAGUUCCGGAGGCCUUUCUGUUGAAGAUGAUCCAAUUGUUGGAUUGCACCUCUUUAAGACAAAGAGAAACGAGUUAUCAUCCAAGUCUAAUGUGCUCCUUAUAUGUACGGAAAAAGGAAAAGCAAGCUUGAGGCCUAUUGCAACAACAAAUGCAUCACUAACCACAGCUACUGAUUCUCAAAGUACGUGGACUGUUAGCGCUGCUGGCAAAGUUAUCUGUUCUGCAGUGACUGCAAAUGAGAAAUAUGCUUUAUUUGGAGGGAAGGGGAUUGAACUGAACGUUUGGGAUCUCGAUAACUGUAGUAAAACCUGGACAUCAAAAGCUCCUCCACGUAACAAUCUCGGUUUAUUCUCUCCAACUUGGUUCACUGCCGCAACAUUUCUUAGCAAAGAAGACCAUCAUAUAAUUGCAGCUGGAACAAACAAUCAUCAGGUCCGCCUUUAUGAUAUUUCUGCUCAAAGAAGACCUGUUAUAUCAGUUAGUUUCAGAGAGACGCCAAUUAAAGCAGUCACUGCAGAUCCAGAUGGUCAUACUGUCUAUGUAGGGACUAGUUCUGGGGAUCUCGCUUCCUUUGACAUACGAACAGGUAAAUUAUUAGGGUGCUUCAUUGGCAAAUGUUCUGGAAGCAUUAGGUCCAUAGCGAGGCAUCCGGAGCUACCGAUAAUAGCUUCAUGUGGUCUUGAUAGAUAUUUGCGAAUUUGGAGUACAGAGACCAGGCAACUCCUUUCUGCAGUCUUCCUCAAACAGCAUCUCACAAAUGUAUCAAUUGAUUCACAUUUCUCCUAUGAAGAACCAGCUGGUUCUGCUGAUCAACCAAACAAUGUGAAAGCGGUUGAACAUACUGAAGCUGAUAACACUGACGAUGACCACGACGACGAUGAGUUGUUCUUCAAGAAAAGCAAGAAACCAAAGAUAAGGGAGAAAAACAAGGCAAAGAAAAAUAACAAGCGAGCGCCUGAAGAGAUAGCACAAGAAGAUGAUUCAUUUAGCCUUAGCGAAGAUGACACUGAUAAACUGAAGGCUUUGAAAAGAAGAAAACCACCUGCAGAAGGAGAAGGGCGAACUAAAAAGAUAAAGAAGAAUAAGAGCAAGGGAGCCCAAUACAAUAACUGAGCUAUAAUUUAAUCACAUGUUAGUGCCAUAUCAGCAGCGCUUACCAAAGCUGCCAUAUUAACUUCAAAUUUUGAACACGAGUUUUGAGCAAAGAGCAGAAUGAUGAAACUAGAAGUGAAGGGAUAAUGUCGGGGCUGCUCAAGUUGACUGAGACGGCAGAAUGAGAUCCACGGAAACAGCAAAUCCAAGGCAUUUUAUAGUAUUUUUGUAACUUGAUUGUAUUGUUUUUGUCCCAAAAACGACCAAAAACGAGUUUCUUGAAAAGCUCAUUUAUAUGUUUAUUUUUUUCUCUAUUUUUUGUGACUCCUUAACCAUGGUAAUUGUAUGUGCUUGAGAACACUUAAAGAGUUUGGUAAGAGGCCAUGAGGCUUGACUUUUCUGUUCUGUUGA